Molecule: messenger RNA, 1506 nt
Organism: Pararge aegeria (speckled wood butterfly)
Lineage: Eukaryota; Metazoa; Arthropoda; Insecta; Lepidoptera; Nymphalidae
Product: catalase-like
Exons: 2
Coding region: 1-1506 (501 amino acids)
Biological process (GO): hydrogen peroxide catabolic process; response to hydrogen peroxide
Cellular component (GO): peroxisome; cytoplasm; mitochondrion
Molecular function (GO): heme binding; catalase activity
Source: RefSeq, a predicted model, not a curated record
AUGUUAGCUGCCGCGGCAGUAGCAUACGAUCGAUCAUACGAUUCAGCCAGAGACCACAUAUUAGACUUCAAGGAAAGGACAAAGGAGUCCAUAGGCGUAUUAACUACUGACACCGGCGCACCUGUUAGCUAUAAACAAGCUUCGAGCACGUUAAAUCAACCACUUAUUCUAAACGCGCAUUUUAUGGAAAGUAUUAAUCAUUUAGUUACAAAAAACAUUCCGGAACGAAUUGUCCACGCCAAGGGUACUGGUGCAUUCGGUACCUUCACAGUGACACAUGAUUUCACAGAUGUUUGUAUGGCAGAUUUUCUAAGCGAAGUUGGAAAGCAGACGAAAAUAGCAGUAAGAUUUUCAACUACAACAGGAGAGAAGGGCACUUCCGACUUAAAGAGGGACGUUCGAGGUUUUGCAGUGAAGUUCUACACCAACCAUGGGAAUUUAGAUUUAGUUGGAAUUAAUAUUCCUAUGUAUUUUUAUAAAGAUCCACAUAAUUUCCGUUCAUCUGUUCAAGGUAGAAGAAGAAAUCCAUCGUCGAAUCUCAUGGAUAUCCAUACAUCUUGGGACUUCUUGUCUUUACUGCCUGAAUCGUUAAACACAUUUUUAACAGUAUUUUCCGAUCGCAGUACUCCAGUUAGCUACUCAAAUAUGCGAGGCCAUGCAAUACAUACGUAUCAGGUUUUUAAUAAAUAUGGGGAAAGUCAUUAUUGUAGAUUUCAUUUUGAGCCGACUGCAGGCUUUAAAACCCUAACUGCUCAAGAGGCGAAUAAAUUGAGUAGCGCAGAUCCCGAUUAUUUAACAAGAGACAUGUAUCGAUUAAUUGCCGAUGGAGAUUAUCCGUGUUGGACCUUAAACGCACAGGUCUUAAAUAUGACAGAUGUGGAUAAAAUGGGACCGGAUGCUUUUGAUGCUACAAAACAAAUUAGUCAAAAACUUUUUCCUCCAGUACCAAUUGGUGAAUUCUGCCUAAAUCGAAAUGCUAAAAACUUCUAUGCAGAGAUAGAACAGAUGGCUUUUUGUCCGGGUAAUGUCGUUAAGGGUAUUCUUGGUGCACCAGAUAAAUUAUACGAAGCGCGUGUAUUAGCAUACAGAGCUGCUCAAGUACAUCGUUUGGGAGGAAAUUUCAAUAAAAUUCCGGUGAAUUGUCCAUUCCAAACAAGAACAUUAACAUACAACAGAGACGGCGUUAGUCCAGUUGGAGACAAUGAAGGAGAUGCUCCCAACUACUAUCCUAACUCGUUUAAUGGACCCGAGCCCUAUUCACCAGAAUUUGAACCGUCUUUAAUACAAAUUGAGGAAACUAAGGCAGAUAAUUUCGAACAGUCUAGAGAGUUAUAUGCUGAGGACAUGACAGAGGAUGAGCGCGUUCGAUUAGUGAACAAUUUAGUCGAAUCCCUUGCGGAAGUCACAGAUAUAGUGCGCGUUAGUCUGUUGAAAACCUUUGGUAAAAUUCACCCUGAUUUAAGACAACGCGUAGCUCAAGGAUUGAAUAUGACCACAUGUGAUUAA